Molecule: messenger RNA, 981 nt
Organism: Alternaria arborescens
Lineage: Eukaryota; Fungi; Ascomycota; Dothideomycetes; Pleosporales; Pleosporaceae
Exons: 1
Coding region: 1-981 (326 amino acids)
Source: RefSeq, a predicted model, not a curated record
AUGUCGAGACACCAACAUUUUCUGAUGGCCGAGCAUCUGUUGUGUCAUGCGCCUACUCAAGUGGCUUCGCAAGUCGUUAGUGCGCUCGAAAAGCCCUGUUCACGGCCUGUCAAGGCAAAGGAAAGCAAGAGACCUGCUGCGCCAGAGAGAGACUACUUCAAGACAUGCGUGUCAGCGACCAAGCAAUCCCGCAUAUGCAGCAAAAAGCACAAGUACUUCUGCACCAGUUGCGAAAGACCUUUUGUCGAGAAGGCGGAUUGGAAGCGCCAUGAAGAGACCUACCAAGAGCGCCCUGAGAUGUUCAAGUGCGACCUAUGCCCUGCUAUCUACUUCCUGGAGAAGGACUUUACGAAACACCAUAAAGAAAAACAUCGAUGCACCUCUUGCGCCGACACCACAACACGCAGCAAGAAGGCUCACGCAAUCUCUGCGAAACGAAGGCGCAUGACCAGGACUGGCUGGGGAUGUGGCUUCUGCUGUCAUUUUAGCACCGAUUGGACAGAGAGAUGCGAUCAUGUCGCGCGCCACAUGGAGAAGGAAGGAUUAACGAACAUGAAUUGGUAUCACAGCAAGGUUAUAUACUCUCUGCUUCAACGGCCAGCCAUAUAUCACCAGUGGGAGCGGCUGCUUCUUACGCAACCCGGCCUCACGAAUUGCGCUUGGAACCAGCACUCGACUGGACGCGUCGAGGGUUAUCCUGAACGCAACCCGAUUCCUCAACUCCAAGAUUAUCUCGAGUACUUCACGCCGGAGCAAGACGCAGCGGCACUGGUACGCUUGGCCUACAGCAAGAUAGUGAAGUCUUCCUCACCCCCUCGAACAUCCGCACCACCACCUGUCCCACCCAAGGAUUAUCUAGACACCUCGUUGCAAGGCUGGACCGACGAGAUGGAUUGUUGGGCGCCGCUCACCACUUCCGUCAUCGAAGACGAUAUUCUGCCUACGGGUAUGUGUGGUCUUGAUGGAUGGUAUGGAAAUUAA